CCAAAACAUCAUCACCAAACAUACACAAUCACAAAUCAAACAAGUCAGCAACAAUGUCAAACGCAAGAGUCUUCCCCUGCCUGGUUUUUCUCAUCUUCCUCACUUCCCCACUUGUGCUAUGCUCUUCUAGCCCCAAAGUGGUGGCUGUAGCAGCAUCAGCCUCAACAGAAGAAGCUCCAAAAAGACAUAUUGAUCCUCCGGCAAUGCUUGUUUCUGAAUCCAUCGAGGUUGAUUCAUCAUCCUCUAUGGCCAAGAUUGAUGAUGAGCCUGCAACCAACUCUGCCAUAUCCGGUUUCUUCAGGUAUAGAUUCCCAUUCUACGGCUGGCCUUUCCCAAUGGUUAAGCCUGCAAAUCCUUCUGUUCCUGCAACACCGGUGACUGGAGCUAGCGAAGAGGAAUCUGAGAAGGUGCCCUCUUCACCAAGCGAAGGUAACAGAGAUGGAGGCAACGCGUGAAGAUGAAUGGCGACAAGAAAUGUUCUAGCACAAACUUAUAUAUUGUGUUUAAUAACUGUUGGAUCAUUAUCAUCUUAGUUUUACAUAUCGUAUCGAGUGUUAGUGUACCUUGUACUAUAUAAAUGCUAUGUGACAUUUUACAUGGAUAAUGAAAUGAAUACUGCUUAUAUUA
Brassica napus (rape) is the source of this 627-nucleotide messenger RNA. RefSeq lists its product as uncharacterized. Bases 54 to 455 code for a protein of 133 amino acids. The transcript has a single exon. The record is from RefSeq and is a predicted model, not a curated record. Lineage: Eukaryota; Viridiplantae; Streptophyta; Magnoliopsida; Brassicales; Brassicaceae.